AUGGGGAGCCCGACCGCGUUCUUCACAAACGCGUCUCUCGAAAUCCCGGUUCUGCGUCCGUUUCUCCAGAGACUAACCGCACGCCCAGGAGAGAGACAGUACAGCCGGCUGAGCGUGGUGUUUGCUCUGUACGGCUCGUGCCGCAUCGUCAAGAAACUUCCUAGUUCCGUCUUCUAUCCGGUCCCAAAGGUCGACGCCGCCUUGGUGCACAUCGCCUUUCGACAAGCCUCUCUGAGGGAGAUUCUUCGCGGCGCGGAUCCGCAUCAGUUUCGGACUGUUCUGCAUGCAGCCUUUGGGCAGCGUCGCAAGAUGCUGAGGUCGAGUCUCAAGCCGAUUUUGCCGCAUCCCGCGGCGCUGCCUGAGCACUUUGCCUCUCUUCGUCCGCAGCAACUCUCUCCAGAAGAUUUUUUAGAUCUCACGAACGCCAUCUUUUCCUCCCCAGAUGCGCAGCGUGAGAGCGCGCAAACGCUUCACGAAAGUGAAGAAAGUCAAGAAGAAGCGAGGCACCAGAACGCAGAACAGUUCCUCGAAGACGAGAUAGGCGAACUCUCUCGCAUAUGGAGGAAAGAGAAACACGGAGACUACUAG
Neospora caninum is the source of this 588-nucleotide messenger RNA. RefSeq names its product putative dimethyladenosine synthase. The record is from RefSeq and is a predicted model, not a curated record. Gene Ontology annotation, molecular function: rRNA (adenine-N6,N6-)-dimethyltransferase activity. Bases 1 to 588 code for a protein of 195 amino acids. The transcript has 4 exons. Gene Ontology annotation, cellular component: mitochondrial matrix. NCBI's taxonomy places the organism in Eukaryota, Apicomplexa, Conoidasida, Eucoccidiorida, Sarcocystidae. Gene Ontology annotation, biological process: rRNA methylation.